GAGAGCGCGCAGUGCCGGGCCCAGAGCGGCGCGCCCCCUCCUCCCCGCCCCGCCUAGCCGCUCUCCCGCGCCCGGAACGUUGGGCGCGCGGAACCUCGGCGCCGGAGCGCGGGCGCGGCGCACUCGGAGCGGGAUGGAGCGGGCGCGCGGGCCGCUGGCCGAGGCUGACGCGCCUGAGGAGGAGGAGGCGGGGGCGGCCAUGGCUGCUGUGGUGGUGGCGGCUGCAGGUGGCGCGGGACCGGCGGUCCUGCAGGUAGCCGGUCUCUACCGGGGACUGUGCGCUGUGCGCAGCCGCGCCCUGGGCCUGGGGCUUGUGUCACCCGCGCAACUGCGCGUGUUCCCAGUGCGUCGCGGCUCGGGCCGGCCCGAGCGGGGCGCCGACGGCAGCGGGGUCGGGGCCGAGGCCGAGCUCCAGGCCAACCCUUUCUACGACCGCUACCGCGACAAGAUCCAGCAGCUGCGCAGGUCUGACCCAGCUGCUUUUGAGUCCCGUCUGGAGAAACGCAGUGAAUUUCGGAAGCAGCCAGUGGGGCGUUCCAGGCAAGGUGAUUUUAUCAAAUGUGUGGAACAGAAGACAGAUGCCUUGGGGAAACAGUCUGUGAACAGAGGAUUCACUAAGGACAAGACUCUCAGUUCAAUCUUUAACAUUGAGAUGGUAAAAGAAAAGACUGCAGAAGAAAUAAAACAGAUUUGGCAGCAAUAUUUUGCAGCAAAAGAUACAGUCUACGCAGUUAUUCCUGCAGAAAAGUUUGAUUUGAUCUGGAACCGGGCUCAGUCCUGUCCAACAUUUCUGUGUGCUCUGCCAAGAAGGGAAGGUUAUGAGUUCUUUGUAGGACAAUGGACAGGUACUGAACUCCACUUCACUGCACUUAUAAAUAUUCAGACCCGAGGGGAAGCUGCAGCCAGCCAGCUGAUUUUAUAUCACUAUCCUGAACUUAAGGAAGAAAAGGGCAUAGUGCUGAUGACUGCAGAAAUGGAUUCCACAUUUCUGAAUGUUGCUGAGGCACAGUGCAUCGCCAACCAAGUUCAGCUCUUCUAUGCUACUGAUCGGAAAGAGACCUACGGGCCUCCCUACAGCACCACUAAGCCACUGGACAACUGUUUAAAAUCUUCCCGGGGACUGGAACUCUCUACCUGCUAACUGACCUGCACCAUGCUGAGACAGCUCUGAGUAAUUCUGAAACUCAGCCUGAUUUGGGAACCCCUGCAAUAAGUUUUUACUUUUACUUUGCACCUGAGAAAAAAGGCCCCAAACCAGGUGAAGUGACUUCCCCAAGGUCACACAGGUAGCAGCAUUCCUUCUAUCUCUUUGUUCCAAAUUUUUUUUGCACUUCAGUCCAAGGCAACCCAACUGGAAGAUAUCUGAAAAAGACAAGGAUUUUAUUAUUGUCUGCCUCUGGUAAAGAUUUCUUGGAUGAGACUAGCUGUUCCCAGCAUGCCCUUAGGUAAGACCUCUGUGGGGCAAGAGAGGAAAGCCUUCCCAGAUGCUUGGAGUUCAGAUGUUUUCCUUGUUUGAUUUUGAAAGCUGAGAAUUUCCCUGGCUCAUGACCCCUGGAAACAAAUUCUGGAUUAUCUGUUGCGCUGGACUAUCUGUGCCUGGCCCCUGCAGCUACAUAGAGAAUUCUGUGUUGCCUGCACAGGCUGAAGCUCUCCAUCCAUCCUGCAUGCAUUUUGUACUCGCCUGUGGUGAGUGAGCAGAGGGGGAUGAUAUAUGGAAAUCCAGGCAGUCAGCAGUGGCAGGGGAGGAGGUUGAGGGGUGUGAGGGAUUGAUGGGAACUCAGCUACAGAGCUCAGCUGGGAGACUCACACCCCAUUGGAGCUAGGAUUGAUUGCUGGAACUUUCUUACCCUUCUCAGUUUGUCUCAGAGCCAGCAACCUGCACUGUGUCCUCUGGGCACCCCUGCGGAAAGGGAAUUGCUCUCAAAGUCAGGGAAGCUCCAGUCUGUCAGUGAUGGUCUAUCUCAUGCCCUCUUCCCAGAGGCAGGCAACUCGGCACUCUAGAAGCCGAGUGACCUUCAGACAGCCUUCUGUUUCCUAAACCCCUUUCCUCUCUCUGUACUUGGCCUCCUUCUUAUCUGUUUUUCAACUCUCAGCUCACACUAAAUGACUUCCUCCCUUGGGUGCUAUCUGUAGAAUGUGUGGAAUAUGACCUGCCCCAGCAGAUUUUGCAAGGGUAUCAAAAGAGUGAGUGAGAAGUCUAAGGUGAUGUCAAGGUUAUGGAGCAUGGUCGAUGUACUUAAUGCUGCCAAUUGCUUUAACAUGGAUCCAGGCACAGAUGUCUUCAUUAUCAUUUACUUUCCCAGGAGAGCAUUUUUUUGAAAGUGUCUAACCCCCAUUCAAACUGACUUGUUCUUUGCCUAACUUAUUAACAGUGUAUUUGCUAAGUGCUCAGGCAGUGUCGGGCAGGAGGAUAGACCCUGUGAGUGGACCUGUUUUUGAGUCUCAGUUCUGCUUGCUUGCUCUUUCUUUUUUUUUUUUUUU
Messenger RNA from Rhinopithecus roxellana (golden snub-nosed monkey), 2481 nucleotides. It is a transcript of the gene ATPAF1, whose product is annotated as ATP synthase mitochondrial F1 complex assembly factor 1. The transcript is spliced from 11 exons. NCBI's taxonomy places the organism in Eukaryota, Metazoa, Chordata, Mammalia, Primates, Cercopithecidae. The record is from RefSeq and is a predicted model, not a curated record. Bases 134 to 1141 code for a protein of 335 amino acids. Gene Ontology annotation, biological process: mitochondrial proton-transporting ATP synthase complex assembly. Gene Ontology annotation, cellular component: mitochondrion.